Molecule: messenger RNA, 1470 nt
Organism: Notodromas monacha
Lineage: Eukaryota; Metazoa; Arthropoda; Ostracoda; Podocopida; Cyprididae
Source: the annotation of a GenBank genome assembly
AGGGAAUUACGAGUCGAAAGUCGCCUGACUCAUGGGAUCUAUACCACUUGCUUGGCUUCUUCCACAAGGAAGCCUUUCAGCAUCACCUCACCGCCAUGAGCCCACGGUAAGAGUCUCCAGUUUGACACUUGCAAGAGCAGUCCCGACUGUGUUGUGCCUCGAUCAUCCCUCCCAGCAGGAAUAUAUAUAGGCACUCUUUGAAUAAAAUUGCACCGUUUACACUGAGGACAUUUUCAGUGCUUUUGCAAACCGUAUAUACCCGUUAUACUGGCAGUCAUGGUGGCAAAUUUCAAGGUUUUCAAGAAGAAUUCCCCCAAUGAAAAGCUGACUCUUUACUUGCCGAAACGUGACUUUGUUGAUCACAUCUCUUGCGUUGACCCGAUUGAAUGUGUCGUACUCAUCGAUCCCGAGUAUCUUGUGCAUAACAAGAAAAUCUUCGGGCAAGUCGUCGUAUGCUUCCGAUAUGGACGCGAGGAAGACGAGGUCAUGGGCCUCACUUUCCAAAAGGAACUUUACCUCGCCUCGGAACAAAUCUACCCGCCGACCAAGAAAGACUUGAAGAUGUCCAAGCUUCAGGAAAGACUGGUGAAGAAGCUGGGAAGCACUGCGUAUCCAGUCACAUUCGAGAUAUCUACGGCAGCUCCAACCAGUGUCGUCAUCCAAGGAGACGCCGGCAACGACAUGAAAGCUUGUGGCGUGGAAUAUUUUGUCAAACUCUACCAUCACGGAGACAGGGUCUCCGUGAACAUCUGCGUGAGGAACCACUCGAACAAAGAGGUGAAAAAGAUCAAAGCAUCCGUUCAGCAGUGCAUUGACAUCACCAUGUUCACUUCCGGGCAAUAUCGAGUUUCCGUGGCUUCCAUCGAAACUGAAGAAGGAUGCCCAAUAAGCCCGGGAUCUUCGCUUCAGAAAGUGCUCCACUUGAGUCCGAGCCUGGAGAUGAACAAACGUAAACCAGGCGUGGCCUUGGACGGUAAACUCAGACACCACGAAACUUCUCUGGCCUCGUCCACCUUGCUGGCGGACCCGGAUCAGAAGGACAUUUUCGGAAUCAUUGUUUCGUACGUUGUACGAGUCAAACUCUACCUCGGUGCUUUGGGCGGAGAACUGACCGCCGAAUUGCCCGUUGUCAUUAUGAACCCGAAGCCGGACAAACUGCGAAUUUUCAGAGCCGAUUCUACGGCAGAUGUGGAAACUUUCCGCCAACAAAGCGUGGAAAACGACUUGGACGACGACGUCGGCAUGAUCGGCAAGAAUAUCGAGAAACUGAGAAUGAUCUCCGAAUGAAAACUUGACAGAAAAAAAAACCAAGAAAAACCUGGAAAAUUGACACGUGAAUUCAGCGCUGAUUCGAAAUCUUAAUCACGACGUUCUGCGAAUCCAUAACCUCCGAAACGGAAAUGACGUCCAGAAAUCCACAUGUAGCGUCCAGCACUUAGUGGAAAUACAUCAUCGAUUUAAGAAAAACUA